Anopheles darlingi is the source of this 1626-nucleotide messenger RNA. RefSeq lists its product as uncharacterized. The transcript is spliced from 4 exons. Bases 1 to 1503 code for a protein of 500 amino acids. Gene Ontology annotation, cellular component: ciliary plasm; cytoplasmic dynein complex. Gene Ontology annotation, biological process: intraciliary transport. The record is from RefSeq and is a predicted model, not a curated record. NCBI's taxonomy places the organism in Eukaryota, Metazoa, Arthropoda, Insecta, Diptera, Culicidae. Gene Ontology annotation, molecular function: dynein light chain binding; dynein heavy chain binding.
AUGGAGGAGGAAUCAUUUCGCAAUUUUACGAUCGUUUCCAACGGCCCGAUAGGGUUCGAAUCUUCCCGUUGCGACGACGUUGACGGUAGCCGAACGACCAAGGAAGCCGGAAACGAUCCACGCCCGUUACCCAACUGCACCGAUGCUGGCACGGAACCGCGGGAAAGGAAAGAGAUUGCCACGCAAACGAUCAGUGCUCCGCGUACGGGCAAAUUUUCGACCUACGACGAAUCCAAGCUGGUCAACUUCAUACGGAAGGUACAUCCGGUAAUGGAGGAAGAGCUAUCCUGUGGCAUGACGCCUCUCUUUGAUCACAAUGACAAUCCGUAUGAACCAUCCGAUCGUUAUCGGGUACACCGCCAUCAGGAGCUUACGGUGAAGAGCUCCCACGAACCGGGGGGUGACCACGUGUUAACCGGUAAACCUUACACAGCAGGAGCCGCAGCUUGGUUGUCCAUUCUAACUCGUGACGCUCCGUUGCUAGUGCUGGCUUGUAGCCCAGCACACGAGGCCUGGUGCGAUCAUUUCGCUUCCGUCGUAACGGUGUUCCGCCCAGUUCGGGAUCGCUACGGUACGUCGGUACAGUGGGUAGAGCUGUGCAGCAAUCCAGUAAAAUCCUGCAUUGAAUCGCUCGAAACGAACCCCUUCAAUCGGGACAUGUUCGCCGGGGGUACCGUAGCGGGGGAUGUCUAUCUUUGGCACUUUGAGACGGAGCGAAAACUCUCGUUUACCGAGCUACAUUCCGAGACGACCGACUGUGGAAAGGUAGUCGAUAUGGCCUGGACGCGGUUCAAUGUCAUGUCGAAGGCCGAUCAUGCCCUACUGUCGGCACACAGCGAUGGAACGGUGAUCCUGUGGCGUGUCGGGAAGAAUAUCACCAAGGACAAGAUCUUUAAACUCGCCUCUACGUCCACACCGGUUGGCCAAGGAAAGGCCAUCAUUUUAACGCGCAUACUGGCCACCUCCAAUAGCGAGUUUGUGGUGGGCUGUGCCGAUGGAUCACUGCUGCUCUGCUCGACCACCCAAUUACUGCCACUGGCCGGUUCAACUGCUACCGUAGGACAAGGUUACGGUGGUGGUAAAUCGAACCACUUUUCACCCGCUACAGUUGAGCUGAAGGGUCACUCGUUUGCCGUUACGAGCUUGCAGAAGAUCGUCAACCGUCGGCAGGAACUGCUCAUAAGCUGUGAUCUGACGGGGGAAGUGUUCUUCCACGAUAUCACGGACACGAUCAACUCCACUCCAACGCUGAUUGUUAAAAUGCCCCUCCCGUUCAAGACACGCAUCGUCUGCACCAACGAUGCGGAGUUUAUCUUCUCGCCGACCGGAAAUGGGCGGCUGGAGUUGUACCGCAUUGGCAGUGGUAAGGUAGACACGAUUGAACCCUCUUUACCACUGACCGGGACACCGAAUCUAAUCAAAAUGACCGCUAAUGGCAAAUGGCUAAUCACAGGCACAUAUGGUGGUACGUUUAUCGUAUAUUCUGUGGCCACGGAUUAUUGAAACGGUUUCGAUGGCACCCCAGUGGAUCACAUUAACAGUAUACCUCACGAACGUAACUGAUUAUGAGAAAGGAAAGGAACUUCCUGAGUAAAAACGCAUACCAAUAAAUGAUUAGCAACAAUU